AUGUUAUCCAAUGAAGAUAAUGAUGAUAAUGAUUUAGUCAAGAUAUUAUUAUUAGAAAGUAUAAUAUCGUUCAAAUGUGAAAAUGAAGAUCAACAAAUAGUCUCUUCUUUGUUGGAUUUAAAGAAACAUGUAACCUUUGCACUUCAAAAAUGUGAACGAAAAUUAAAAGCAAUAGAAAAAAAUUUGCAAAAACAUGCACUUGGAGAUACAAAAAUUUUAAUUUGUAAUGCCGGUAUGCCAUAUUUUAAAGAUAAAUAUUAUUUUUUUGCUCCUAAUAAUGAAGAUGAGAUAUUAAAAGAAAACAGUAAAGAAUUACAACUAAGAAAUCUUCCUAAAGUUUCUUCAUGGACAAAAAAAGAAAGAGAUAUGCUUUUAAAAGCAAUACAAAAGGAAGCCAUUUCAGAUGUAUUAUGUAUUCAAAAAUUAGAAUAUAUUCAUUCUCCACUUGAUUGUUCUGUCAUGUGGAAUGUUUUUCUUCAACCUGACAUUAAUAAAAGUCAUUGGACAAAAUCAGAAGAUAUUAAACUUAGAAAAAUUGUGAAAAAAUAUAAAUUUCAAAACUGGGACAAAAUUGCUAAAGAAUUAAAUACAAAUCGUACUGCAUAUCAAUGUUUCAUUAGAUAUAAUACAACAAAAAAAUUACCCAAAAUUAGAAAUUGCACUUGGGAAAAUGAAGAAGAUGAAAGACUUUUGAAAUUAAUAGAAAUAUUUAAAGUUGGUGAUUUUAUCCCUUGGGGUGAUGUAGCUAGUUGGAUGCAAAAUAGAACUAAACAACAAGCAUAUUCCGAUGGACAUACAGUUUAA
Molecule: messenger RNA, 804 nt
Organism: Apis florea (little honeybee)
Lineage: Eukaryota; Metazoa; Arthropoda; Insecta; Hymenoptera; Apidae
Gene: Pbp95
Product: proximal sequence element A Pbp95
Biological process (GO): snRNA transcription by RNA polymerase III; snRNA transcription by RNA polymerase II
Cellular component (GO): snRNA-activating protein complex
Molecular function (GO): RNA polymerase II cis-regulatory region sequence-specific DNA binding; RNA polymerase III type 3 promoter sequence-specific DNA binding
Source: RefSeq, a predicted model, not a curated record